UAGUUAUUAAGGGUGGACUCGAAUAGUUUUGUUGUCCGCCAGCCUGUUUUGGUUUUUAUUCUUUGAUUGACCACACAAUUGAAGAUACUUUUGGUGGCAUGUGGAGAAACAAGCUCUUUGGGUGUUGCUCUUUGGGGUCAACAAAGAGUUCUGUGUCACUCUUGAGUAACACAGAACACAUCGUACAAGCAAGAAGGCUCACUUUGUGCUCAACAUUGCUUGAAUAAUCUGUUGCAAGGAGAGUAUUUCAGCCCCGUGGAGCUGUCUUCCAUCGCACGGCAGCUGGACGAAGAGGAGAGGAUGAGGAUGGCGGAAGGAGGGGUUACCAGUGAGGACUACCGCACGUUUUUACAGCAGCCCUCGGGAAAUAUGGAUGACAGUGGUUUUUUCUCCAUUCAAGUUAUAAGCAAUGCCUUGAAAGUAUGGGGUUUAGAACUAAUUCUCUUCAACAGUCCAGAGUAUCAGAGGCUCAGGAUCGAUCCCAUAAAUGAAAAAUCAUUUAUAUGCAAUUACAAAGAACACUGGUUUACAGUUAGAAAAUUAGGAAAACAGUGGUUCAACUUGAAUUCUCUCUUGACGGGUCCAGAAUUGAUAUCAGACACAUACCUUGCACUUUUCUUGGCUCAAUUACAACAGGAAGGUUAUUCUAUAUUUGUUGUUAAGGGUGAUCUGCCCGAUUGUGAAGCUGACCAACUUCUACAGAUGAUCAGGGUCCAACAGAUGCAUAGACCAAAACUCAUCGGAGAAGAAUUGGCACAACUAAAAGAACAGAGAAUCCAGAAAACAGAUCUGCAACGAGUCUUAGAAGCAAAUGACGGGUCAGGCAUGUUAGAUGAAGAUGAGGAAGAUUUGCAGAGGGCACUGGCCCUGAGUCGCCAAGACAUUGACAUGGAAGAUGAAGAAGCAGAUCUCCGCAGGGCGAUUCAGCUCAGUAUGCAAGGUAGUUCCAGAAAUGUAUGUCAAGAGAUUCCACAGACAUCAGGUACACAUCUUACUUCAGAAGAGCUACGGAAGAGAAGAGAAGCCUACUUUGAAAAGCAGCAGCAGCAGCAGCAGCAGGACCCACCGGCACAGCUUUCCCACCCGUGUGAGAAGCCAACCACAAGUUCAGGUGCACUGGGCAGUGAUCCAGCAGGAGAUGCUAUGAGUGAAGAAGACAUGCUUCAGGCGGCUGUGACCAUGUCUUUAGAAAUUGUUAGAAAUAAUUUCAAAACGGAAGGGAAAAAAUAAUACCUUUUAUAAAUCAUUUAGACAUUCAUUCUUUCCAACAUUAUCCUGGGUGAUUACAGCAUAGAGGGUCCAUUUUAGUAACGUGUCAAAGAAACAAUGUUCAACAGAGGAAAUAAGAUUUAAGGCGGUUUGCAACAAAAAGAUGAGAAAGUGGAAAAAUGUGCCAGUUGUAGGACUAAAUAAUGACCCUCCAGACACUAGCCAAAGAGGCAUUUAGCAAUUAAAGAAAUUUAAAAUAGUUUUCUAAAUGUUCCUUUUCUUUCCAAGUGUGCAAUAUCUAACAUGUCUCAAGUUAGGGCAUUUUUCUUGGAUCUUUUUGCAAACCAACUAAUUAGCUCUUGCGCAGAAUUUUUUCCAUACGUUUUCUUUUAAUCCUUUCAGCUCUGGUCAGUUGGCUCCCUUUUUCAUCAUCUCUUAGUUGCUUUUAUCUCUCAUUAACCAAGUUAACCUUUUAGGACAGUGUCUCUUUUCUGUGUGGAUAGUAGUAAUGGUUCCAGAAGGAUUAGCUGCUUUCCCUCCAGUUACGUAGUGUGCCCUGCCCUUGGAUGUUUUCUGCUGUUACUUUCUCUGAUCACAAUUUCUUGGGGACUUGGUUUUCCUUACUUUUCUACAACUCUUUUGAAAGAUGGUAAUCUUUCUUGAGGUUUUGCUUUCUAAGCCCUCUACGAUGGGAUCAUUGUUUCAUGAUUCGGAAGCAUUCCUACACUCUGAAAUCAACUCUGUACAAGUAUUUGAGAAUUUUUUAAUGAUAUGAGCACAUCCUUUUCCAGAUGCUUUUUGAAUGUCUUCUCAAUUAUGUCAGACCUUUUACAGCUUUGCUGUAACCCUUUCUCUGGCGCCUUGGUUUUUCCUUGUCUUCUCCAAUUGAGAAAAAUAGGGAGAAGCAUAAUAUGCAAGCACGUUUCCUUCUGUGUAAGACUUAACAAGUAAUACCCACCAUGAAUGUAUGAGACAAAGUUUGGCUUUUGAUUUAGUUGCGGUUUCAUUUUCUUCUCUCCUGUGCCUGGAGCUGUCCGUUGUGGAGCCACAGGGCGUAGACAUCUGCCUCUGCUGUACAUCAUGUAGCGGGAUAGAUAGCUUGCUGGAGAUGAUAGUCUGGAACACGAAAAUAAUCUACUAACAAAAAUAUAUUCAAAUUUAUACUAUGACUUGACACUCGCAUCAUGUUUAAAUAGCUAAAGAAUUAGAGAAGUCACACAGUAGUCACUGGGUCUGUAAAUACAAAAGUCUUUAGUUUUGAUAAACAUUCUUUAAUUGGGAUGCACAGAGAGUUUGUUGCUGGGUCAAUACAGUCGUAUGAUUUUGGUGAAAAUUAACUGUCUCUGUGAAAUGGACAUUUCAGAUUCCAUCACUUAUUCCCCAUCCCUCAUUCUCCAUCCCCCCUUUUGAAGCUCUUUUGAAUGUUGAAUCGUUCAUAAGCUAGGAAAUCGUUCAUAAGCUGAAAAUUAGGAAAUUUCAGCUGACAGCUUAGAACAUUAAAGUAUGAUGUGUUGCCAUGACUAGUGUGUGGCUGUAUACAUUUUAUCAGGGAAAUUUUUUGGAUCUCGGAUUUAUGGCUGAGAAGAAAAGAGAUGAGGAAACGACUUUUUAUCAUUAUGAAGUAGCUUUUUUCUUUUUGUAUAGAGACACAUUAUUUUUAGUCAUUAUUUUGUGCCAAAUAAAGUUUUCUGAAGUUUCCCUUGCACAAUUAGGCAGUUUUCAUUUAAAAUCUUAAGUGUUCUUUUGAGAACUGAAAAGGGUUUCCGUAGGGUCAUGAGACUUCAGAACGGCAGGGACGUUGUUGGGGUUUAGUCCUGCUCUCUCAAGAUUUACAAACCAGGAUAUUUUAAGGCUGAACAUUUCUGUCGUUAUCCCCAGGAAGCUUGUCCUGUUUUUUACGGAUAUUUGGGUUUUACCUUUUCCCAUUGAAAAAUUACAUUUGACUUUCCGUACACUUGAAUGGAUGAGCUGCCUAAUAUAAAAUGAGAAAAGAAAUAUGCAGAAAGUUUUAACCUUAGAGUUUAUAAAGUUGUUCUAUUACACACCUUAAUUAAAGUACUUAAGGAAAUAUAUAGCUUGUUGAUCUUCGUUUAGGGAUUUUUUUUUUUUUAAGCAGAGCUGAGGACACACUGGAUACAUUUGUGAAUGUGUUUAUUUACUUUCUUAUGAUUGUUACAUUCAGCAGGGAGAUCCAGAAUGACUAGGGGACUGCCAAUUUGUUUGAAUUGGCUUAAACUUAAUUUAGAUUCCAUUUCUUAAUCAAUUGGCUAGUAUGAAAAGAUGCCAAUGCCGGUAACUACAGUAUCAGAAAACUUAGUUACACAAAAGUGUAGUUCACACAUCUGGAACUGCUGUUUACUGGCAUAAUCCUGCAAGAAAGUCAGGAACAAUGAAAUUCACAAAAACUGUCCUGCUAAAAACUAUAUAAAGCUUUCCAUUCUGUUUUACUAAUUGGGAACACCUUAAUGUUUAAUAUUUAAACUACCGGUAUCAUUUUUCUAAUGUAUAAGUUGCAUUACCAGGAUAAAAUACGUAUAGUGGUGAUGCUAGUGUUUAAACCGUAAACAAGUUUUGGAAACACCACUUUCAUAUUUUGAGAUGCUAUGGAUUUUAAUAAGUAGGUAUUUAUGUCUUUAAAAUUCACAGCAGUUAAAAAAAACUCAGCAGUUAACCUCUGAUCUAAAACCAUCAAUAAAUACUUUUUAUAGUAAUUAACAUAAAAUAUUUCAAUAAUGCAAUUGUUUGAAAAGAUUGCUGCAGGUAAACUAUUUUAAGAUCGUGGUCAAAUAAUUCACAAUUCACAGAAUAUGUAAGAGGUGCUUUUUUUCUUUAAAACUUGAUUUUUCUUAAUUAAGACUUUAUUCAUGCCAAAGUUAAUAAGGAAAAAAGCUCAAAACUGGUUGAAGAUCAUUAUAGGUAACACUACCAAUAGUCUGUGUUGUUUCAUUUAAUAUUAAGUUGAACAAGGUAAUUUUUAUUCCUGUCAGAGCCUAAAUUACAGUUUUAAUGUCUGCAUGUUUGAUAUUCCUUAAAUAGUACCAUGCGAGUGCCAAGAUUUAUUAAAUGUCUUAAAAAUUGGCCCAUUGGACCCAUGCAGAUUCAAAGAAGACUGAGUCUGUGCAUAAGCAAAAUAAUAGUGAUAGAAAUUAAAAUAUCUACCGUUGAAAUCUAGGUUUUUAAAUUCUCGAAAGGACUCAAUAAUUAAUAUUGAUGACUUCCUAUUAAGUUUAAUUGCAACUGAAAAGCCCAAGUGGCCACUACUCUAAAUUGUUGGUUGUAUCUGAGCCCUAACAAAUAUGGAGAUAUUAUAUAUGUUAUCUUAAUUAAGAAAAACCAGAUUGGAUCAACUAAUCAUUUCAGCGGUGUAGAUAAUUUUUAUAUUUUCAAAUGAAAACUUCCCUUUAUUCCUGGUCCCUUUAUAAACCAGUGUUUUUUUGCUAAAGAAAUGAACUGGCUUGUAUUUUUUAAAGUCUUAUGCUUAACAAAAAUAUUUUGUUCCAUUUUGCUUUCAUGAAUGAAAAGAUGAUUGAUAUGGUUGUUUAAUUCUUGAAAUUUGAUUUUUUUUUUGAAGAAAAUCUAUGCUAUUUUUGUUUUCCCAAAAUGUUCUGGCAUUUUAAGAAUUAAUGCUAAUAACAUCACUUCUAAAUUUACAGUAAUUGGGCUUCCAUGUUUAAUUAAUAAUAGUGUAUCAGUAAAUGUUUUAAGACUGGAUUUGUAGACAAGGAAUGGGAAGCAAUAGUGAAAUAUAUGUGGGAAUUUCUGACUCAUUCAGGGAGCACUCCCCUUGUUUCUUGCAUAGUUCAAAGAUUGAGUGCUUCCAGGGAUUUUUUUAGUUUUUUUUUUUAAAGAGAAGAGCGUCCAUUUGAAUGUGAACAAUAGAAUUUCUACAACACUGGACUACUAGAAAUAACUUUUUAAAAAUUACUGUUGUGUGUAAAUUAUUUGAAAUUCAAGUACAAAACACACCUGAAAAAGCGUUGUCUUUUUGGCCACGACACAAGGGCAGUGCCGUUUGCUCAGGACCCAACUGCGCAGCCCUCUGGGUGUGUUCCUCUCCCUGGACUUCUCCCGCGGUUACCACACACACAGGCCUUCCUGUCUGGUCCUUAGAAAAGCCUGGCUUCCAAAGCACUGUUGAACACUGAGGGUUCUCUUGUACAUGUGGAUGUUCAAUGAGUUGUAUUUUAAAUAUCAAAGAUUAUUAAAUAAAGAUAAUGUUUGCUUUUUUA
Messenger RNA from Hyaena hyaena (striped hyena), 5438 nucleotides. RefSeq names its product ataxin 3 (gene ATXN3). Gene Ontology annotation, molecular function: cysteine-type deubiquitinase activity. Gene Ontology annotation, biological process: protein deubiquitination. The coding region runs from base 301 to 1230 and encodes 309 amino acids. NCBI's taxonomy places the organism in Eukaryota, Metazoa, Chordata, Mammalia, Carnivora, Hyaenidae. The transcript is spliced from 12 exons. The record is from RefSeq and is a predicted model, not a curated record. Gene Ontology annotation, cellular component: nucleus.